AUGUCUUGCUUCAUGUUGUUGAAGGAUGGAGCUGGAUGUGGGGAAUUUAUGGGUAAAGAUAAUCUGGAACGUCUUAGUAACUGCAAGCAAGAUGUCGCAGCUCAUUUGAGGCGGUAUCAUUUGUCCAAAGAAUGUCUUUCAGAGUACGAUUUGAUUUUGCUGCGGGCCGAGUUUCUGAAUGUGGCGACUUCACAACUGGAAAACAUGCUUGUGUGUGCUCCAGACAUCGAGGCAAUCUUGGAGUUCACUGGAGAGGAAGAACAGUAUGCCAAUAUCCUGAACAUAAAGGCACACAAGAAAGAGCUAAAUGUGACUGAGCAUUCACAUUGAAACUAGUUAAGGAAGUAAACAACAUCUUCGAGGUUAUUGUGCCAAUCGGGUCACGUGAGUAUCCUCUAUUUGAAUGCAGUUGGGUGAUUACUUGUUAAUAUUAGUAAACUAUUACCUUUAUACCUGUUUAUGAUCCCGUCUAGACGUUUCGGGACGGACCAUUAGAAAAUAGAAUUUUUUUCAUGUUUACAAUUUUUUUCAGGUUGCAAUUAAUGCAUGUAUGUAAUUUUUUUAUGGAUAUGUUACAAUUUUGUUUUGAGACGUUCCUAUUGCAUGUUUUUUAUUUUUUACCUUUUAUGCUUGUAUGCAUUUUUUUCUGUUUUCCCCCCACCCCCUUCACAGUUUUCUAAUGGCCCGUCCCUUAGCGGGGCGAGGCGGGAUGGCGUAUUUAUAUAUAUGAACAGAUUUCACAGCCGGUUUUAUACGAGUUUGAUGCGCGGGUAAUUUUGGCGGGAAGUUUGACAAUUAUUUAAGAUCGGUAUCUAUGUUACUAUACGACUUUCGUCAAGAAUUUUCCGAUUAUUUAAUGUUUUAGCUGUUUAAAUCAUAUUAUGCUAAUGUUGUGAAAUAAGCAAGAAAAAAUUAAUAUUAUAUUAAAUUUAUAACACUAAAUAAUAAUAAACUUUAUAUUUUAAUAUCUAAAUUUUGAGAUUAGAUAAUUGGACAGUGCUACUAUAUUUGGUAUGAUUGAAUUAGGGAAAAAAGGAAAGUUGUUAUUGUGUUAAGUUGAGUUGAGUUGGGGAAUGUACUGAUACGAAAAUACUGUGAUUUACUGUGAGAGAUUUUCAAAAACCUUACAAGAAAAAACUGGGUGAUUUUUCUCUAUUGCGGAGAUCAAACAAAUGUACCACACUAAUGAAAGGAAUAUAUAAUUCGUUGCAUUUUUAUAGCUCUAAACGAACUUAUGCUCAACCCGGCUAGCCAGGAUGAAGUGUUUGUAUAGCAAUUUCUCAUCCUGGCUAGGCAAGAUCCCAAAAAAAGUGGGAUAGGUGGUAGGAUUAUAUAAACACUCAUUGGAUUUUGUAUUACAAGCAGGAUCUGAAUCUCGGCAAGCGUCCCGUCCCGGCCCUAUCUAAGUAGGGCCUAAAUAAAUAGGCCCUAAAAUAAAUAGGCCCUAAAAUAAAUAGGCCCUAACUGUUAACUGUUUUUUGUUCCUCAGUUGUGCGAACUUGAAGCAUGUCGAUUUAUACAAUAUUUCACUCAUUUCUGUCUGUCUGUCUGUCUGUCUGUCUGUCUGCCUGCCUGUCUGUCUGUCUGUCUGUCUGUCUGUCUGUCUGUCUGUCUGUCUGUCUGUCUGUCUGUCUGUCCGUCUGCCUCCCUUCCUUCCUUUGGUUAUUAUCAAACUGAAAAAUGUAUACUUAGUCGUUUAAUUUCUUAUUCUAGCAAUUUGUAACAGCUGCAGAAAAAAACAUCAGGAUAUUCUUAAGCAAAAUUGUGAAUCAUUGCUCAAGUCGGAAAAUUACAAAGAAGAACCACCUAUAAAUCAAGAGUUAUCAAGGUAAUGGCAACCGUACCCUACCUAUCUAUGGGUGUGGUUACUGGAAAUAGACAAAUACUAAAUGGCUACAUUACACCACUAUAUGAAACAGUUUAUUAUUAUUAUUAUUAUUAUUACUGUUAUUAUUAUUAUUAUUAUGCAUCACUUAAAAGUCGCAGUUGGUGCAGAUCUUCGACUGUUUGCGGACUGUCCUAAUUCAGGUACGACGUGUAUUUCAACUUUAUUUCGAACGCUAAGACCUGAUAUAGUGGUGGAUUUUAAGGGUUCUGUAUAUGUGGUUGAAUUAACUGUUCCCUACGAAACCAAUUGUACGAAGGCUAAACGUCGCAAGAAAGAAAGAUACAGACAUUUAAUAUCUGAGCUGAUCACGACGUGUUAUGCGUUUGAAGUUACUACACUUGAAGUAACCACUCUAGGGUUUGUGUCGAAAGAUAUUGACAGAUUUCGUAGAUUAUUACGAACACUUGAAAUGAACGACGAACGUAUUAUUAAAAAAUGUAUGGAGGUAGCUCUGAGAGCAACAUUCUACAUUUACUGCAGAAGAAACAAGCCUUGGAAUAACCCAGACUUACUGAAUUUUUAUUAGCUACUAUUGAUAUAAAGUGUAGAGAAUGAACCUAUCUGUCUAAUAUAGUGAACUGUUUCUCUAUUUUCCUGAUUUAAUUGAAAGUCUAAUUAUGUGAUAUUUGUAUAAAUUAUCAUGUUAUUAAUAAAGAUUUCUGUUGUUUAAAAAAUUAUUAUUAUUAUUAUUAUUAUUAUUAAAAUGUUGUAUUUUUUAUUCAGGAAAAGCAAAGAUGAUGCAAAAAAAACUCUUUCACUAUUGCCACCACUAACUCCUGGUUGUAAGGCUAGUGAGGAUCCUGCCUGGACCCCUGGCCAUUGGCGUGCAGAGCAGGGAUACGAUGAUGACAUGUCAGAAGAACGUCCAGUACGACAGACUGUUCUACAAGUCUACAAUGAUGCAAUAAACCAAAUCGCUGGUAUAACCGACUUGAAGACCAUAGAGCCUCUUACUUUCAGACUUCAAUGUGAAUGGGAUGUAGCCACAAAAGACGAACAAUUAAUAUGUAAAGAAAAAGUUGAUGAAGCAUGCCAAGUCGUUUGCAAAGUUAUCGCCCCAAAUGCAAGUGAGGAGCUCUUGCAUGCUUACAAGCAAUCUGUAAGAACAGAUAGCGAAAUUGACACACUCACAACUGCUUACAAGAAUGCUCCAACGAAGACUCUAAAAACUCAGAUACUAAGUAUAUAUGCCUCAAAGUACUCGUGUGAUGAGCUGAAGAGGAUCCACGCUCCUUUCGAAAAUCUCAGUGAGCGACAGAUAAAGAAAGCAAGAAAACAUGCAAAGAUUAUUGGUGCUGGUAUGGCAAUAGAGAAAACACACUUUCACAGGGUGCGAAUUGAUUCAGCAAAGCUCAAUCACUUCCUGUCGUUUAUCGACCAACCGUAUUUCUAUCAAGACGUUGCAUACGGGACAAGACAUCUAAAGCUAGAAUCUGGCGAGAAAUUGGUUAUGCCGAACGUUGUGCGAACAGUAGGAAGAUCGACAAUGAUUGAACUGUAUUUCAAGCAGUGCAGAGAAGAAGAAUUUCAUCCUCUCGGGCGGUCUACAUUGUACCGAAUCCUUAAAGUGCGCGAAGCUUCUCAAAGGAAGUCACUUCAAGGUUUGGACAAUAUCGCCGCUGGUGGUGCCGAUGGGUUUGACACAAUGCAGAACGUCGUCGACAUUCUAGAAGAAAGUGGUGCAAACGCCAAAUGGUGUGAUAACGCGCGGAAAGGUCUGAAAUCUGGAAAACGGUAUUUGAAGACGGAGUACAGAGCACACUGUCGUGAUGUGGCCAACCCUUGUCCUGACCACUGCCGGAAACAUGCACUAAGUGACCAAUACGCUGAGUUUCAAGUUAACUGUAAUCAUGAGCACUCUUUGACCUGUGACAGUUGUGAAGCUUUGAAGUCUGUACUGUCCUCCUUCUCUACACAAGUUCAGUCGCCAGAAAUGAGCUUCUACAGUGAAGAGCAGAAAGAUGACAUUUUGUAUGACAUCCGCCAGGCGAUAGACAUGAUUUUACAGUGGAAGGCACAGAUGUUGAGGUCAGAGAAUCAAGAUAUUGCCAAGACUAGGUUGGUCAAGUCUUUGCCAAGCGACGCCAUUUUAGUUUUGAUGGACUGGGCGAUGAAAUUCACUCAACUUAAAUAUAGAGAAAAACAAAGUGAAUGGUUUGGCAAGCGAGGAAUGAGUUGGCAUGUGAGCUGUGUUAUCUCGAGAUCAGGUAAAACUAACUGCCUUCAAAUUUCCUCGUAUGUGCACCUCAUUGAUAGCUGCGAGCAGGACUGGUACGCUGUUUGCGCAAUCCUGACUAAUCUUCUUGAAACGAUCAAAGUCGCCCAGCCGCACAUCACUAAAGCGUACUUACGGUUGGAUGGGGCUGGUUGUUACCAUAACAACAACUUAAUUGCUGCUAUUAAUGACCUUGGCAAUCAAGCAGGAAUACAAGUCAUAAGGUAAAUCAAGCUAGCAUUUGCUUUAUGCGUUACAUGAAAGUAAAUCAAUGCAAAUCAAUGUGGGGGGAGGGACUUCCAGGCAUUUUUUAGGGGAACGCUCCUCCCACGCCCUCGAACACUUGCCAUUUGCUACACCAAAUUUUUGCAAAACCCCUUUAUACUUGAAGAAAAGUCCCGCCUUUAUACAAAGGCCCUUUCCUAUACUCAAAAUCGCAAAUUCCCUAUCUUCUUUAGACCACAACUUGCAAAUUUACCAUAUCAUUGGUAUACUGUGGCCUCGGAAAGUAGCAGGUUGAGAAAGUAGCCUUUUCGGACGUAUAGUAGAUAAUAAGUAGUGCCCGUCCCCCCGGGCUGUAAGCUUAUUUUAUAAUCUCAUAACUGAGUGUGUGUUUUAUGCUAUUUUUAUAUAGAUACGAUUUUUCCGAGCCACAGUUUGGUAAGGAUCUUUGCGACAGGAUAAUAAGUCCCCUGAAAGGUGCGAUCAAACGAUUCUGUAAUGAGGGUAACAACAUCCUGUGUGCAUCAGAUAUGUAUAAAGCACUGCAAGCAAGACCUGUUAAAGGAACCACCGCAGCUGUAUGUGAGAUUGAGAAGACUCCCGAAGAGUUCAAAGCCAUUCGAAUCAAGGACUUUAGUGCAUUCCACAACUUUGUGUAUGAUAAAGAAGGACUUUUUAUGUCAAAGGCAUACGACAUAGGUCCUGGGAAGCUUAUGACAUGGGCGGAGCUCGAAGUGCAAGGCCAAUUUCCCAUCAAGAUAAACGUCAUAGAAAAUCAGUCCUUUUGUAAGCUCGAGCCAAGACAGAUGAAAUUAUCGCAAAGUACGGGUGACGUCGACAAGGAAGAGGAGAUCUUAUUUGAGUGUUAUGUGGAAGGCUGUUCGUCAUCUUUUGCAACCCUUGGUGAACUACAAGAUCACAUUAGCUUUGGGGAGCAUGAUACAAAGGCUGUAAAGAGUAAAGAAAGUUUAUAUGACCAACUACGUAGAGAAUGGGCAAUAAAGUUUUCAAUUUUAUCAGCCGAAUCCGAGAAGAAGCAAACAAUGCAAGAAACACCGGCAACUAGUGACGUCCCGUCGAGAGAAGUAGCUGGGUGGGCUUUGCAAAAGCCAAGGGGUGGCAACAAAAGGUUUCCAGACAAUGUGAGGUCUUAUCUCACAGCUCGAUUUGAUGCAGGUGUGACUGGAAGAAAGGCAGAUGCAGGACAAGUAGCCAAUGAUAUGAGGAAAACAAGAAACAAUGAUGGCUCACGAAAGUUCAGCAGAGAAGAAUGGCUGACCAAGACGCAAAUCAAAUCCUUUUCUAGACUAUCCGCAGCAAGGAGGAAAAAACAAACCAACUUAGACGAUAGUGAUGAAGAAUUGCUGGAAGAGGAGCAUGAAUAUCGCAAAGAGGAGAAUGUACAAGAAGAAGUCAACGAUAUGUUGAGAGAGCUGGCCGUAGAACAUCCCAUAACUUACGACGGAUAUGACAUUUGUGAUCACGUGAAAUCAGGCUUGAUAUCAAAGUUCACUGUCAAGAUCCUGAAAGAUAUUUGUGAAUAUUUCGACGUGGCCUUUAAGUCCAGAGACACGAAGACUAUUCUGCUUAGCAAGAUAACUUGCAUGGUAAAGGAAUGCAGCUGCUCCAGUUGA
This is a messenger RNA of Paramuricea clavata, 5959 nucleotides long. NCBI's taxonomy places the organism in Eukaryota, Metazoa, Cnidaria, Anthozoa, Malacalcyonacea, Plexauridae. The record is from the annotation of a GenBank genome assembly.